Messenger RNA from Schizophyllum commune H4-8, 957 nucleotides. RefSeq names its product Extradiol aromatic ring-opening dioxygenase. The record is from RefSeq and is a predicted model, not a curated record. Gene Ontology annotation, molecular function: zinc ion binding; oxidoreductase activity, acting on single donors with incorporation of molecular oxygen; ferrous iron binding. Lineage: Eukaryota; Fungi; Basidiomycota; Agaricomycetes; Agaricales; Schizophyllaceae. The transcript has 4 exons. The coding region runs from base 1 to 957 and encodes 318 amino acids.
AUGCAGGCCAAAUGGCGUGCACAACUGGACGCCCUUCCCAGCAACCCAGAGUCGAUACCUGCAUUUUUCUUCGGCCAUGGCUCGCCAAUGCUCGCAUUUCCCGAGAACACGCGUGCCGUCUUCGGAGGUCCUACCAUGUUUCAAUGGGCGGGUCCUCGCGGUCCUCUAGCCGCGUUCCUCAAAGACUUUGGCCCGACCCUACUGAAGAAGUACAACCCGAAGGCGAUCGUUGUCUUCAGUGCGCAUUGGGAGACUUAUGGCGAACGUCUAGUAGUCACCGACUACGGCGAUGAAAACCCACUACUCAUGGAUUACUAUGGAUUCCAGCCGGAACUGUACGAGCUGAAGUUCAAGUCGCGCGGUGAUUCCACUCUUGCAGCACGGAUAGUCGAGCUUUACACCAAGGCCGGUCAGAAAGCUCGCACGACACCCAAGGUGGAACCCCGCGGCGAGGAUGGACGCGGUUAUCCCGGCCCUGGUCUCGACCACGGCGUCUUCGUUCCCUUCCGCCUUAUGUUCGGCGAACAGCUCGGUGUACCUGUCGUCCAGGUGUCCAUUGACGGCAGCCUGAGUCCACAAAAGAACUGGGCCGUAGGCGAGGUAGUGUCCCAGCUCCGGCGCGAAGGCAUCCUUGUCCUCUCUGGUGGCCUCACCGCGCACAACCUACGCGAUAUCGCCUCGUUCUCGCCACAGUCGGCGAAGCCAGUUCAUCUCGAGUUCAAUGAGGCGAUACACAAGGCUGUCGGCAUUACGGAUCCCGAGCAGCGACGAAAGGCGAUGAUGAAUCUUGUUAACCAUCCGGGCUUCCGCGCGUCGCAACCUCGUGAGGAUCACUUUGUGCCGCUAUACGUUGCUGCUGGGGCUGGGGCGGAUGAGGGUGCAGUGAGGGUGAUAAGCGAUAUUUACGGGGCCCCUACCUUUGCUUUCGGGUCCCCUGCUUCUCUAGGGCUUAACUGA